AUGUCUAAACUACCACCCGGUUAUCAUUUCAACCCGAAGGACGAUGAGCUGAUUAACCAUUAUAUUUGGAGAAGAGCAUUAUAUGGUGUUUCUUCAUCUUGUCCGAGGAUGCCUCUUGUUGAUAAUAUCUUCGGCGAAAAUGCUGAUCAUCCGUCUACUGUCUUCGACUCUUUCGGACAAUCUGACCGUGAAGAAGAGGAUACAGUUCGGUACUUCUUUACAAUUCCCAAGAACGUGUCUAGUGACAAAGAUUACAGUUGUGUCAAGAAUAGAAUUCGAACAGCUGGUAAACAUGGUACUUGGAAACUCCAAAGAAGUGAUCCUGUUGUUGUCAAGAAUACUAGUACUGGCCAAGAGGAAGUCAUUGGGUUUCGAAAGCUGUUGAAGUUCAUGGAGUCGACGAGCAACGGAGUUGAAUGGAGUAUGCAUGAGUUUACCAGUAAAUUGUUGGAGGAGAAGAUUAAUAAUGUCAACAACUUUGUUCUUUGUAGGAUCACCAAGAAACCCUCCACAAUUAGACAAAAAAGACUACAUAGUGUUAGUGUUGCUAAUACUACUACUAACAAUGAUAAUGAUAAUAAUGUAGAUGUUCAAGAAAACAAAAGGCAACACAUAAGCUUGGUACCGGCUGUGAUGAAAGAACAAGGAGUUUCUUAUGACGGAAUCUUUAACCAACAAGUCGGGGUUCCCGUUGAUAAUAAUAAUGUGGUGUUAGGACAACAUCAUCAACAACAAAAUCAUGUACAAGAAAAUCAUGAGCAAUUAGGUUGUGGUGAUGACAUGUUAUCAAUACAAGAUUAUUCGCGUGGUUCAGACUUUGAUCUUGCACCGGAGUGGUCUAGUGAGGGACAUAAUAAUCAAGAAUUACAAGAGUUGGUUGGUUCAGAUUUUGAUCAUGAAGCGGAGUUGGCUAAGUUUGCUGAAGAAUAUGAUAAUGAAGUUGUAUGCGUGGGUGAUCAGAUGCUUCAAGGUCACGUAGACGACGAAUCAGGUUCUGGUGAUGACAUGAUAUCAAUGCAAGACUUGCUAGGUUCAGAUUUUGAUAUUGAAGCGGAAUUAGCUAAGUAUUGUCAAGGAGAUAAUAAUCUAGCGGUAUGGGCAAACCAAUUGGAAUUGCAACAAUAA
Chenopodium quinoa (quinoa) is the source of this 1125-nucleotide messenger RNA. RefSeq names its product NAC domain-containing protein 14-like. Lineage: Eukaryota; Viridiplantae; Streptophyta; Magnoliopsida; Caryophyllales; Amaranthaceae. The coding region runs from base 1 to 1125 and encodes 374 amino acids. The record is from RefSeq and is a predicted model, not a curated record. Gene Ontology annotation, biological process: regulation of DNA-templated transcription. Gene Ontology annotation, molecular function: DNA binding. The transcript has a single exon.